GCGGCUUCCCGGGCACCAGCCCGGCUGCCUGCGCCCUGCACCUUUCCCCGGCAAGCGGCUCCGCUCCAGCCCCCCUCCUCCCGGCGCCUCCUCCUCCCGUUCCUCCUCCCCUCCCCUCCCCUGCAGAGCAUGCACAGCCCGGGACUCGCAUCGCCGGCUCCGAGGCGGGCGGGCGAGACCCUCGUCGCCGUCAGCCCCGCUCCCGCUGCCCCCGGAGGCGCCCGCGGCUUCCCCUCACCGCCUCCCGGUGCCCCCGCCGGACUUUUCCCUCCUCCCGAGGAUGAGGCGGCCGACGCGGCGGCUGGCGCUGUCUCUGCUGGGGGUGCUCUGGCUCGCCGCCCUCCUCCUCUUCUUCUUCGGGGCGCGGAGGAAGUUGGAGGCGGCGGAGCCCGAGGGUCACACACCGCAGGAAUCGGACGUGGACUGGGACGACCUUUGGGAUCAGUUUGAAGAGCGGAGGUACCUGAGUGCCCGGAGGUGGAAGGGCGGCGAGGACCCGUACCGGCUCCAUGCCUUUAACCAGCGGGAGAGCGAGAGGAUCCCCAGUGACCGCGCUGUCCGCGACACCCGCCAUCACAGGUGUACGACUUUGCACUACAGCCAGGACCUCCCACCCACCACCGUGGUCAUCACCUUCCACAACGAGGCCAGGUCCACCCUGCUAAGGACAGUUCGGAGCGUGCUGAACCGCACCCCAGAGCACCUUGUCCAUGAAAUCAUACUCGUGGAUGACUUCAGUGAUGACCCUGAUGACUGCCGCUUGCUGGGCCAGCUCCCCAAGGUGAAGUGCUUGCGGAAUGGACGGCGGGAAGGUCUGAUCCGGUCCCGAAUCCGAGGAGCAGACACGGCAAAAGCAGCUGUGCUGACCUUCCUGGAUAGUCACUGUGAGGUGAAUAAGGACUGGCUGCUCCCUCUGCUGCAGAGGAUCAAAGAGGAUCCCACCCGAGUGGUCAGCCCCGUUAUUGACAUCAUCAACCUGGACACUUUUGCCUACGUGGCAGCUUCCUCAGACCUCAGAGGAGGUUUUGACUGGAGUCUGCAUUUCAAAUGGGAGCAGCUUUCCCCGGAGCAGAAAGCCAAACGACUUGAUCCCACCGAGCCCAUUAAGACACCCAUCAUUGCUGGGGGGCUGUUUGUGAUCGACAAGGCCUGGUUCAACCACCUGGGGAAGUAUGACAGUGCCAUGGACAUCUGGGGUGGGGAGAACUUCGAAAUCUCUUUCCGGGUGUGGAUGUGUGGAGGGAGCCUGGAAAUCAUCCCCUGCAGCCGUGUUGGGCAUGUCUUCCGGAAGAAACAUCCGUACGUCUUUCCAGAGGGAAAUGCCAAUACAUACAUUAAGAACACCAAGCGCACGGCGGAGGUGUGGAUGGACGAGUUCAAGCAGUACUACUACGCCGCCCGGCCCGCAGCCCAGGGCAGGCCUUUUGGAAAUGUCCAGAGCAGAGUGGAACUGCGGAAGAAGUUGAAAUGCCACAGCUUCAAGUGGUACCUGGAAAACGUUUAUCCCGAACUUCGGAUUCCCGAGGAAUCGCUCUAUCAGACUGGGAUAAUCAGGCAAAGGCAGAGCUGCCUGGAGUCACACAAGUCUGAAGACCAAGAACUCCCCAUCCUGAGCUUAAAUCCUUGCAACAGCAGCAAGGGCACUGUACCAAAGGCACAGGAAUGGACUUACACAUACAACCACCACGUCCGCCAGCAGCAGCUCUGUUUGUCUGUGUACACCCUCUUCCCUGGUUCCCAGGUGCUGCUGUCACCUUGUAAAGAAGGUGACAACAAGCAGCGCUGGGGCAAAGUUGGGUCACACAUUGAGCACAUAGCUUCACGCUUCUGCUUGGACACCGAGACCAUCGGGGACACGAACGAGAGCAUUAAAGAGCUCGUCAUCAACCCCUGUGAGAGCACAGCCAUGAGCCAGCGCUGGGACAUGGUGAUGUCUUGACCUGCUGGAGGAUGUGCACGGCGGGGACGGGCACCGGGACGUGGCCACACGCGGCUGAGAUGCACUGGACGGGGCUCAAAUCCAAACCACUGGGCGUCCUUGUGUGCUGUGGGACAGGAGGAGAACCGUUCAAAUAAAAAUGGGACACAGCACUCCAGGUGGAACAGCAGAUGUUAACUGCCAGACAUGCAGCUGGUAUUGGCCUGGUGAUGGUCAAGGAGAAGGGGAUGGCAGAGAACCAAGCUUGAAAUGUUUUAGAGGGAUACUGGGGCUCCUGUAAUGGGCUGUACAGAACUUCAGCAUUGAUUGAUCUCCCUGAAAACGCAGGUAGAAGGGCCUUUAAUACCUAAAGAAGACUUGGGCUGAGCAAAACAAGCAUCCCAGUGGCUCUUGGGGGUUGAGGCGGUUGCACAAGGUGGGAUGUGCCAAGGGCUGCUAAGAAGCAUCGCCAGGGAUCAAGUGGAAGACCCUGAAUUACCUUGGCACUUUGCUGUGGAUGUUUCUGUCUUGUGCCAGCAGCAUGGGUGGAGCCGUGUUGCACAUUGGAAUUGGUACCUGAUCCACAUCCAUGUUGUGUGUACAGAGGCAGAGCAGCAUUUACAGCUGUGGCCAGGAUCAGAACAGUGAGUGAUGGGGGAAUCCUGCUCUGUGCUAGCUGCACACAGUCCUUGUUGAAUUUCCAAAGCCCAAGCAAACAGAGGAUUCACUGUGUGAGAUUAAAGGAUAUAAACUUCUGUCAAGCUGGGAGGAAAAGCAGGAACAUGAUUAUUUCUCCUCUCUGAAGGCCAUGGGUCACUGAAAGCUCCCCUAAAAUUUCACUGUCUCUCACUGCUCUGCUUCAGAUCUGGACUAAAUCAAAUUUUCACUUUUCUUCCAUAAAAGUAAUAUUUUUGGUAAUUGAAGGUAAUUGUGUCAUAUUUCUGUCUCCCAAUUUCCAAACUACAGAUGAAGGGACUCCCAUAAAAUGCUGCUACUGAAGGUUUAAUUUACAAUUAAAAUUAGAGACUGCUCCGAGAAGGGAAAAGGGAUAUUAGCUGGGUUUGCUUCCCAGUUACCUUGUAGGCCACGAUGUGAAGUACUGAAGAAUAGGUUUGGGAUUCCCCAUUCACACCUGUGAGCAGGGAAGCCUGGGCCACAAUGUACCUCUCUCUCAAAGUCACUUAACAUAGGCAGACCAGGCAGAAAUGAUUUCUUCAGCUUUUGGAGAUCAGUCGUUUCCCAGAGGUCGUGUCAGGUGCUGUCACUGUGUGGGAGUGAGGUGACUGCCCAAGGAGACUAGGACAGAUGCCCUCAGGAGGGAUGUUAGGAAUAGAAGACUGGAAGGUCCUUUUCCAGCCUUUCAGGGCAGCUGUCCCUUCAGCCACAGGUAACAGGCAUCACCAAGAGCUGUGCACACAGCUCUCCUGUGGUAACAACUCUCAAAGAGAACUUCCACAGGACUAUCAAUGUGACUUGAAAAAAAAACCCAACAUAGUUUCUGUCUCUGAAAAUGCUAGGAUUUAGCGAGAAUCCUAUCCAUUGUUUCCUGUGCCACAGACUGCAGGUAAAAUACCAUAAGCUUUAAGCCUUCAAGUGCUCUCAGCAUCCCUUCUUGAAUAAAUUGCUGGCUUUCAGGAUUUUACUGCCUCAGUUUCUCCUCCCUCAGUGCUGGGAGAAAGCCAUAUGUUUAAAUCUCUCCAGCUUUAGAAGCAGAACCAGUGUAGCUCUUUUAUGUACAAAGGGUCGCAGUGCAAAAUGCUUUUCAUGUGCUGCAGUGAUUACCAACGCCAUCAAGCUCCCUUGGUGCCAGCCUCAAGGGCUUCUGUUGUGAAAGGGCUGGAGCAAGCUGUCAUUUCGUGGCGGGAGGUGGCAUUGUUUCCAUGCCACCACUCCGAGCAGGAAACAAAGGGGAGCACUUAAAAUGGAAUGGACCCAUUUCACAAAGGAGGGCAGUGACCUUGGGCUUCUUUUUAAUUGAACAGGGAAAUAUCACAUCUACUUUUCACAGUGGUGAUGACAGGCAAGGGGUAGUUAUUCCCUGUGUAGUGUUUACAAGGGAAAGCAGCUCCCAAGAGCUUGGAGCUUAACACGUUCACACCUGUACUGUGCCCACAGCCUGGGACUGCCCAGCAGCUGGCAAUUCGAUUGUGAAAAUUCAAAUUGCUGGACAACUCGGCGUGGGUUUUGAAGUUCAGCACCUGGCAGGUACACUCUGAGCAGGACCUCAGACCUAUCUAGCUUUACUGUUUUCCACCAAAGCUGAAAACAAAUCUCUGUUCUGCUGACAGCCAAAGCUCUCUAAACUGUUCUUUGCCUUAGCAGAAACAGCUACCUCACUACAUAUGUGUGUGUGCUUGGGCACAUGGACCCAUGGGACCUGCAGGGAUGUGUUCUAGGAAGGAGUUGUUUGACCAGCUUUUCAGCUCUCUUGCCUUUUGGGAAACACAAAUGCUACAGCAAACCCCUCCUGUUCCAAAACAUGGGCUAAGUGAUCACUGUGAACAUGUCUGGGGACAAUGGAAGGCAGGCAGUGGAGAGAGGGACAUCAGGCAUGGUGUCCCCUACCAGAGAGCAGCAACUAAGUUCUGCUAAGUCUCUUGCAGGCCCAGCAGCCACCAAGUACCUCACAGACCUGGGGAACAGCAGCACUUACCAAACUGGUGAUGGUGUCUCACACAGCCAUCAGCUGUAACCCUUAGGCUACAGCUUAUUUCAUGGUCCAGGAAAUGAGAUUAUCCCUGUGGAUCAGCAGUGUUUUCAGAGAAGCCUGAGAGUAUCAGCCUGUGACUCCUGGGGAGCUUUAUAUAAAGCUGGUCUUUUAGACUAAAGACUGGUCUGGCAGUCUCCAGAGUUAGCCCCAAUAUGGCAUUUAGCAAAUCUGCUUAACACCCCUGCAGAGAGACCUCACAUCGUGUCAGGGAAAAGGUUAACUGCUGCUGAAAUCCAACUCGUACCUUCAGGUUUGUUUCAUUUAUUAAAAUACACUGAAAACAGAUGAACCCUUUUUGCUUUGUGUUUUUUCAAUGCCUGGACAAAUUAUUAUCAUGCUGUGAACAGGAACAGGAGUGACUGAUUGGGAUCUCGAUGGGCUCCCAUGCCAAUGCUUCCUAAGCCCCAAUGCCAUUUGGUAGUAAUGCUAUUUGGUAACAUUUUACACUGACUUGAAAGAACAGCAGAUAAAGUAGAAAAUACGAUUCUAAUCCUGACUGUUGAGCUUUGUGACAGCCUUUAUGAACUCUGGGUAAGUCACUUCUUGUGUCUUGGGAAAAUUACAUUCAGAGCAAGAAACUCAAGGCUAGAACUACGACUGGCUUUUAAAGAGCCAACUAAGGCUAGCAAAAAAAAAAUAAAAAUCCCCAGAACCCCAAAAAACACCAUAAAAAAAUCAAAAAACCAUUUCCCCUCAUGGAGGAGAUCCAUAUUCCAAUGAGAACAAAUCUAUCUGGUUUAGGUUGGCUGGAGAAGUCUUGCACUCCUUACGUUGCUGCUUACGUGGUUUCUAGGUGUCUCGUGCCCAUCUUCUCCCUGUACCAGUGCAGUGCCAUAAGGUAACAACACAAAUCAUCAGUGCACAGAACCUCAGGUUACAACAUGGCAAAGUAGUGAUUUGGUGGUACAGAGGUGGAAACUGAAUUCAGAGAUCUUUGAUUAUCCAGCGAUGCAACAGCAAAAUGGGGCUGGUGGAUAAAGACUGGAGAACUUGUGGUGGUUCAAGACAAGCACAGCCUUGAGUGCUAAUCCCUUCUGCUUCUAGGAGUGGCUUGGGAUAGCUUGGGUCGUUUUCCUUCACUUACUAGACUGUCUUUAUCUUGAUUCACAGGUUUUUCUCACUUUGCCCUUUUGGAUUCUUUCUCCCGUCCUGUUGGGCAGGGAGGGAGGGAGGGAGUAGGGACUGAGCUGGCAGACAGGGUCGACCCCACUGCCCUAAGCAAACCAGGAUCUGUGGUAUAACAGGCUGGUGUUCCAUGUGGCUCAGGCUCUGAUCACAGCUGUGCAGUAGGAUCUGCACUGCUCACAUUUCAGAUCUUAAAAGCUUCAGUGAAAAGCUGGGGGCUAACGUUGUUUGUAGAACGGGUAAAGGAAGCAAAGUCAAGCAGGUUUCACACAAGCAGAAGAAGAAACUUCUGCUGCUCAAUAAUGUUCUGGCUAAAUUAAUUUUGAAUGAUCAGUCCAGCACCAGUUUUAAUGUGCAGCUACUUUAGAUGGCUGGAGAGUUAAAGGAAGCCUUGUAUGGGUGUCCAGCUUAUGUUGAGACUUACGUGCUGAAAUCCAGUGGCAUUUUUCCAGAUGUAUGGAUGUUUUCUCAGUGUCCACUGUUCUGUUUCUCACUGGAAGUGCCUUCAGAACCCUGUAAGAAUAAAAACCUCUUGCAAGCUA
Corvus hawaiiensis (hawaiian crow) is the source of this 6295-nucleotide messenger RNA. RefSeq names its product polypeptide N-acetylgalactosaminyltransferase 14 (gene GALNT14). Gene Ontology annotation, cellular component: Golgi apparatus. The transcript is spliced from 15 exons. NCBI's taxonomy places the organism in Eukaryota, Metazoa, Chordata, Aves, Passeriformes, Corvidae. Bases 281 to 1939 code for a protein of 552 amino acids. The record is from RefSeq and is a predicted model, not a curated record.